Messenger RNA from Triplophysa rosa, 1107 nucleotides. RefSeq names its product cytochrome c oxidase assembly factor 8. The coding region runs from base 264 to 881 and encodes 205 amino acids. The record is from RefSeq and is a predicted model, not a curated record. Gene Ontology annotation, biological process: intrinsic apoptotic signaling pathway. Lineage: Eukaryota; Metazoa; Chordata; Actinopteri; Cypriniformes; Nemacheilidae. Gene Ontology annotation, cellular component: mitochondrion. The transcript is spliced from 5 exons.
AAAUGUGUGUGUCCUAAACGUUUUAAUCAUGCAUAAUUUUUCGUAAAACAAAACGAAUUACUUAUGUAACACCAAAUUGUAACGAUGUUUGUUUUCAAAAUAUAUACCCUCUUCUGGCCAAAAUGCUAAUACAUAAGUGCUGUAAAAGACUUUUAACUUGUUAUCGUCCACCAUGUUGAAACAUCCAUAGAUUAUGCAGCACAGCCCACAAUGUAUAAAUCGUUCAUAUGUGUCGCCAAGGUAGAUAACUUAGUUAAUCGAAGAUGAAUAGAAAAACAGUAGGUUGGGUAUUUUUUAGGUCCUUAAAUCCGCGGCACAUACCCGCUCCCCUGCCAUUAAGGAGCCAAUGUCGAGGUUAUCGACAAAGAUCGAGCCAGGCAGCAAAACACGAAACGCGAGCAGAGAGGUCUGGAUUCAGUCCAGCAGCAACAUCAAAAUAUGACUGGAUCGGUCCACCAGACAGACUGUCAAACCUGAGGCCAAUAAUAUAUCACAUCCCAGAAAAUGAGACUCCACUGGAAAGGAAAUUAAGGCAUCUGAGACAGGAGACAGAGGACUGGAACCAUAUUUUUUGGGCCAACCAGAACACUACCUUUAUUAAGGAAAAAGAAGAAUGUGUACAGUCACAACUGAAGGCAAAAGGGUUGUCAGAAAGAGAUGAAGCAGGAAGAAAAAGGACUUUAAGCAGUGAGGAAAUGGCAGUGUUCUACAAAUAUUUCUUAGACAAAAACAUUAAAAGGCAUACCAUGUAUAACAGGGAGUGGUAUAGACGGAAUUUCACCAUAACCCUUCUAAUGGCUAGAGUAGCUGUACACAACAUAUGGAGGACACUGGCUGGAUGGAGGAGGGGAAUUGGGCGAGAGAAGGGCAAACCUGCAUAAAACUCAAAUAAAGACUCUGUAAAUCAAUCAUUGUUGCUAUUCCUCCGUCUAUGUGGACAAAAAAAACAGUAGUUAGACCGAAGAUUGCGUCAAAACCUGGAAAUGUUACGAGAUCAAAAUAAUGAAGAGGAUUGUCUUCCUGUACCACGACAGGGUAUUAAUAAGAUAAUGUAUUAUAUUUAUCUUUUUUUGUUGCUGUCAAUAAAAUGAAUUCUUCUUUUAUGAA